AUGCAGCUAACGAGCCCGCGCAGGACAAGACUGAACGGGGUGCUUUCUACUCGUUCCGGGGCCCAGCUUUGGAUCCAAAUAUCGGCGCUCAUCUUCCUUACCUUCUCGUGCUGGAUUUUGAUUGUGCACCGCAUCAGUCCGACCGCGCGCGCCUUGUCCCGUGACACGUUCAUAUCGACAUCACAUGCAUCGCGACCAGCCCCAGUCGUGCCUUCUGGUCUCAUGCCUGCCCACCAUUCUGGCGCUGGGCGUUCGCGGGAGAGCUGCGAGCCGCCAGCAAAACCCAAGUGGUCAUGGCCCCUGAGCCUCGGUCUGAUCCUCGCUCUCAGCCUUUCUGCCUCAAACAGCCGAGUUUCCGGCUCCAGCUUGCACAAAGCUUCACCACGUACAUUGAUCCCAAUCGCUAAGUCAAGGGUGAAGCUCCAAGCUUUUGCCGGUGGCUUGGAAGGGUGUGAUCAUCACGGGGCAGGGCGUUACGAGUUCGAUCCUUUGGACUUUUGUAACAACUUCCCCGAGCAUCUCCCCUGGUAUAGAGAGGCAGAGGUAAAGCAGGGGCGCGUUGCUAUGUUGGCUUAUGUUGGAUUGGUUGUUCCUGACUUUGCUCGCUUCCCGGAUGCAAUCUUCCACCAGAAGGGCACGGACGUUAUCAACGCCCACUCAAUUCUCUUGAGCGCUGGCUUUGGCAAAGGUCCGAUGUGGUGGCUUCUGAUGUUCUGUGGGCUCGCGGAGGCACUGCGUGUUUGGCAGCUUGGUGUGGAUUUCGAGCUCCUGACGCUGGACACCGCAGGCGAUUAUGCCAUGGGCGAGCCGUUUUUCCAGGAGGAAGACGAGUUAUCGAUUCUCAAGACGCAGGAACUGAAGCAUGGACGGCUGGCCAUGAUUGCAGUCGGUGGAGCAAUCACUCAAGCUGUUUCAUGCAACGCGCAUCAUUUUCCGUUUGUUCCAUGCAGUUCAUGCUAG
Symbiodinium necroappetens is the source of this 960-nucleotide messenger RNA. The record is from the annotation of a GenBank genome assembly. Lineage: Eukaryota; Dinophyceae; Suessiales; Symbiodiniaceae.